UUUACAUAGUGUUGUGGAAGAGGAACCUCUUGUUUGUUCUCUAUGUGGUUUGUGCAUGCGAAAUGUUGUUCAGUCUCUCACACACACUCACUCAUUCUCUGUACUAAAGCAAUUUAUGGUGAUCUAUUACUUUUAAAGAUGGAGGAAGAAAUCACUUAUUCUACAUUGUCUUUUAAAAAUGGUGGUACAGCUCCAAAAGAAGAAAAACAGGACUCAACAAUUUAUUCCAAAGUAAAAUCUAAACGGGCUGCUACAUCUGUACCAACAGAUGGUGAAGCAGCUGCACGCUCUCACUUUUGUGCGUUGGCGGUGUGUUUGGGGAUACUUUGUGUCCUCCUGUUGGCUGCAAUCAGUGCCAUCAUCUACAUCAGUGUGGUAAUAAACCAACAGAAAGCAAACCUCAGCAACCUCACAGCAGAAAAUCAACAGCUGAUCACGAAUAGGAGCAUCUUAGAGCGAGAGACAAAGGAGCUGAGAAGAGUCACAGAUAAUCUCAACUGGACACUGCAAGUCAUCCUGACAUUUAACACCUUUCCAGUAAAUGACUACUGCCCAAAUAAAAAGUGUCAGCCGUGUCAGACAGACUGGCUUCUGUUCCAGGAAAAGUGCUACCUGUUUUACAAUAAAGGAAGUCCUUGGAAGACGUGGCAAGAUAGCCGAACGUAUUGCAAAAACACAGCUGCAGAUCUGGUUGUUAUUGACAGUCUGCAUGAACAGGAAUUCAUAAGUAAUCACACUGAGUUCUACUUUGACACAUUUCAUGGAUACUGGCUCGGGUUAUAUGAAAAAUACCAAAACUGGGUCUGGGUUGAUGGACGUAAUGACACUCUCAGGUACUGGUUGAAGGAGCAAAUUGGUAGCAAUGGUCCAUGUGCACUGUUAAUCCCCGGGAGGAAUUCUACAGCCAGCUGGGACCCAGCAGGCUGUGUAAUGCAAAACAAGUUCAUCUGUGAGAGAGACGUUCUGACAAGGUCUAAUUAGUUAGUGCUAAGUUUGUUUUCUUAACAUAUUCUUGUUACUCAUGUUGUAUGCAAAACUGAAAUAGCCUGAGGAUGUACUGUUCAUAAUUUUGUCUAUCUGUACUAUUGUUUAAAAAGUAAGUAUUGUUUAAAAUGUAUUAUGUACUGUAUUAAGUAUUAGCUACUUUUUAGUGUCAGAUGUCUUUUUGAACAGAUAUCUAUGUUGACUGAAGAUGUGAAAUGUCUAAAAAGACAAUCUAGAAUAUCUUCUACAGUAUUCAGUCUCACAAGAGCAGCCUAUAGCCUGUAAAUGCUACUAAUUUCCACUGGAGAUCAGGAUUCACAACAUAACGAGACGGUGACCUUUCCUGGAAAGAUACUGUGUACAUUAUAUCCAAAUAUUAAUGUUUUUCAAUGUAGUGUCAUUGACUUAAAGGAAUAUGUCAUGUUGUGUACUCCAAGUUUCUGGUGUUACAUAAAGACCAAUGUGUCAAAUAUGUUGUGCAAAAGAAGUUCCUAUUUGAUUCUUAAGUUCCUUCACCUUUGAUUUCACCUGUUUUAGUCUCAUGUUUUAUAUCAAUGUAAUGUAUAUUGUGUAUUAGUUUGUUUUGUCACUUCUGUUGUAUCACAGUCUAAUUCACAAACUGUUUUCCUCUUUUUUAUAUAGGUGUUCAUUUAUAUCUCAUUCACUUGUAAUGAUUACUAUUUUAUCUUUAUUACUAUCAUUUUUAUUAUACUUUUUAUUAUUUUUGUCCUGUCUUAUUUUAUGUA
Sander lucioperca (pikeperch) is the source of this 1730-nucleotide messenger RNA. Its product is annotated as C-type lectin domain family 12 member B-like. The transcript is spliced from 7 exons. Lineage: Eukaryota; Metazoa; Chordata; Actinopteri; Perciformes; Percidae. The record is from RefSeq and is a predicted model, not a curated record. The coding region runs from base 43 to 981 and encodes 312 amino acids.